UCUUAGUCUUCAGUCUUUCUCUUCCACAAUCUCUCUCUCUCUCUCUCUCUCUCUCCUCUCUCCUCUCUCUCUCUCUCUCCAUAUUAAACUUCCACGGAUCGACAAAGUUCAAAAGUCAUCACAAACCCUCUCCUUCCUCUCUCCACCGUUUCGUCCUGGGUACCGAAACGCGCACCUCAUUCAACGGGAGAUCACAUCCAAAAAGGAAAAACCAUCAAACCCCAUUACCCGUCUAUCAUUGCAGCUCGAAACGUUUCUAAUUACACACCGUUUUCAUUUCCAGCGCUUCGAUUCUGCAAAACAAUUUGAAUGCCGUUUCUUUAUUUUCAGAUCGAGGAAAGACGUUUCGUUGUGUUUUCCAUGUUGUGGCUUUGAAUCGUAGGGUUAGUGUUUGUGUGAUAUGAUGGCUAGGACCAGAUCAUCGUCCAGCAGAUUGAGGUACUGUAACCCAUCGUAUUACUUGAAGAGACCGAAACGCUUGGCUUUGCUUUUCAUAGCCUUUGUUUGCGUCACUCUGGUUGUUUGGGACCGUCAAACUCUCCUCAGAGAGCACGAGGAAGAAGUUUCUAAGUUAAAUGAACAAUUGCACCAUUUGAAAAGUUUGGUGGAAGACUCGGAAAAUGUGCAAGAGGUUGUUCCAGAUGACCCGAUUGACAUUCAAAGACGAGAAAAAGUGAAAGAAGCUAUGAUUCAUGCAUGGAGUUCAUAUGAGAAGUAUGCAUGGGGCCAAGAUGAACUUCAGCCACAAUCAAAGAAUGGUGUUAAUAGCUUUGGUGGUCUUGGAGCAACACUAGUAGACUCUCUUGAUACGUUGUAUAUAAUGGGUCUUCAUGAGGAGUUCCAGAAAGCUAGAGAGUGGGUUGCAAACUCUUUGGAUUUUAACAAGGAUUAUGAGGCUAGUGUUUUUGAGACAACCAUAAGAGUUGUAGGUGGCCUUCUCAGUGCAUAUGAUCUUUCAGAAGAUAAAGUUUUCCUUGAUAAGGCUAUAGAUAUUGCAGACAGAUUGCUGCCUGCAUGGGAUACACCUAGUGGAAUCCCUUACAACAUUAUCAACUUGGCACAUGGAAGACCGCACAAUCCUUCUUGGACUGGAGGUCAAAGUAUCUUGGCAGAUUCCGGCACAGAGCAGGUGGAGUUUAUUGCUCUUUCUCAGAGGACAGGAGACCCAAAAUAUCAGCAGAAGGCUGAGAAUGUUGUAGUGCAGCUUAACAAAACUUUCCCUGAUGAUGGCUUGCUUCCUAUUUAUAUUGACCCUGAAAGAGGAACGUCAGCGUACUCCGUUAUAACCUUUGGCGCUAUGGGUGACAGCUUCUAUGAAUAUUUACUCAAAGUUUGGAUACAGGGGAAUAGAACUACAGCUGUAAAGCCUUAUAGAGAUAUGUGGGAGAAAUCAAUGAAAGGUCUGUUGAGCUUGAUCCGGAAAACAACACCAUCAUCUUUUACAUAUAUAUGCGAGAAGAAUGGGAGAACUCUGACAAAUAAGAUGGACGAACUAGCGUGCUUUGCUCCAGGAAUGCUGGCUUUAGGAUCAUCUGGUUAUGGUCCUGACGACUCUAAGAAAUUCUUGUCACUUGCAGAAGAGCUUGCUUGGACAUGCUAUAAUUUCUACCAGUCUACACCAACAAAAUUAGCUGGAGAGAACUAUUUCUUUCGUGCUGGCGAGGACUUGAGUGUGGGUACGUCAUGGAAUAUAUUGAGACCAGAGACAAUUGAAUCACUUUUUUACCUCUGGCGUUUGACUGGCAACAAGACAUACCAAGAGUGGGGCUGGAAUAUAUUUCAAGCAUUUGAAAAGAACUCCCGCAUAGAGUCAGGAUAUGUUGGACUGAAAGAUGUUAACACUGGUGACAAAGACAAUAUGAUGCAAAGCUUCUUUCUUGCGGAGACUCUCAAAUAUCUCUAUCUUCUUUUUUCACCCUCCUCAGUCAUCUCACUUGAUGAAUGGGUUUUCAACACGGAAGCUCACCCACUAAGAAUUGUGGCAAGGCAUAAUGAAGCAAAUUCUGGAAGAGCAAAUGGGGAUGAUAGACCAAAGAUUAGAUUGCGUGGCAGGAAGGAGGGCCGAUCAUGAGAUUAAUAGGAUUUAUUUUCUGUUCGUUAUUUUGUAAUUCUAGGGUCCAAGUAGAUGAAGGGCCAAAUAGUAAAAUACAUUAGUCCUUGAAAUUUAAUGUCAGCUUUUGUAUGAGGAAACUAUGCGGCUUUACAAAUUUCACCUGUUGGUGGAAGUUGUAUUCUAUGGUGAGACAUGCGUGCUCUUCUUUCACAGUGAUGGAUUUGUAACAUAGCACAUACAGAUUAUUUGUCAGUCGUCACCUCUCUCUCAUAGGAAAAUGAAUAUUUCCUCUUAGCCAUUUGGGAAUGGAAGAACCUUUGUAAUUUCAUGGAGGAAUGUUUUGUUUUUUAUU
Prunus avium (sweet cherry) is the source of this 2405-nucleotide messenger RNA. It is a transcript of the gene MNS1, whose product is annotated as alpha-mannosidase 1. Gene Ontology annotation, cellular component: Golgi membrane; endoplasmic reticulum. NCBI's taxonomy places the organism in Eukaryota, Viridiplantae, Streptophyta, Magnoliopsida, Rosales, Rosaceae. Gene Ontology annotation, molecular function: calcium ion binding; mannosyl-oligosaccharide 1,2-alpha-mannosidase activity. The record is from RefSeq and is a predicted model, not a curated record. Gene Ontology annotation, biological process: carbohydrate metabolic process; mannose trimming involved in glycoprotein ERAD pathway.